CCUACUUUCUGGGGUUGACUUUUCUCUUUGAUUUUUAUCUUCGCAAUCUGAAAAUCCCAUUAACUUCUCUCUUUACUUGCCUUUCCAAGAUCCAUUUAUUGUUCCAUUAUUCUUGAACCAGUCAGGAACAGAUGGUCUGGUUGAUCGACUUCAAUGGCUUUAACUUAUCACAUAUAUCAGUGAGGAUGACACGGGAAACAGCUCACGUUUUACAAGAACAUUAUCCUGAGCGUCUAGGUGUGGCGAUACUAUACGACCCACCCAAGUUCUUUGAACCUUUCUGGAAGGUGGUCAAACCUUUUCUGGAGGCCAAGACUCAAAACAAAGUGAAAUUUGUGUACUCUGAUGAUGUAAAUAGCAAGAAAGCAAUGGAGGAUCUUUUCGAUAUGGAGAAACUGGAGUCUGCAUUUGGUGGAAAUGGUGACUCUGGUUUCAACAUCAGUAAGUUUGCGGAGAGGAUGAAGGAAGAUGACAAGAGGAUGCCCGCCUUUUGGAGUAGGGAAAAUACUCAAUCUGCAGCUCCACCAGAACCCAUGUCAACACUCGAUCAUGUUUAAGAUCAGAAGGCCUCAUUUCCAAUAAAGUGCAUU
This is a messenger RNA of Hibiscus syriacus, 590 nucleotides long. Its product is annotated as phosphatidylinositol transfer protein 3-like. NCBI's taxonomy places the organism in Eukaryota, Viridiplantae, Streptophyta, Magnoliopsida, Malvales, Malvaceae. Gene Ontology annotation, molecular function: phosphatidylinositol transfer activity. The transcript has 3 exons. The record is from RefSeq and is a predicted model, not a curated record. Bases 132 to 557 code for a protein of 141 amino acids.